AUGGAGAAUGGGCCGCGUCCUUCGACGCGUGCAUUCCUGUGCGAUCUCAGUGAACUAGCUACAGGGUCGAAGGUUCGCUUCUUGGGCUGCGUUCGACAAUACAAUUUCAAUGAAGGCCACUUGGUGCUUGAGCACCAUUACCCGCGCAACAAGCCACAGCCAAGCUCGGUUACUGUGGACGUAAAUGCCGUCCUUGAAAAUAUGAAUGCGGAGCAGCUCCGCGUGGGCGCGUGGUUGAAUAUCAUGGGCUACAUCCGCGAUGCAAAUACAUCGUCAUCGUUCACUUCUUCGCAAAUGGACUCACAGUCCGAAAGCUCUCAAUCAUCGCCGGGAGCCAUGUCCGCGGGAGUGACGCCCCGUCCUGUCUGCGUGGAAGCUGUCAUGGUCUUCUCUGCAGGUGCCAUUGCGGUAGGAGAUUAUGAGCGUAUACUCCGGCAGGCACAAGAGGUGGAGCAGCGAAUCAAUCAGUAA
Messenger RNA from Penicillium chermesinum, 471 nucleotides. Its product is annotated as nuclear telomere cap complex subunit Ten1. Gene Ontology annotation, cellular component: CST complex. Gene Ontology annotation, molecular function: single-stranded telomeric DNA binding. The coding region runs from base 1 to 471 and encodes 156 amino acids. The record is from RefSeq and is a predicted model, not a curated record. The transcript is spliced from 2 exons. Gene Ontology annotation, biological process: telomere capping. NCBI's taxonomy places the organism in Eukaryota, Fungi, Ascomycota, Eurotiomycetes, Eurotiales, Aspergillaceae.